AUGCGUCAAAAAGGAGUAUAUCCAUACGAUUACAUGGACAUUUUUGAGAAAUUUAAUGAUCCAAAACUACCAACUAAAAAAGAUUUUUAUAGUAUGCUUACUAAUACCGGGAUCACAGAUGAGCAAUACCAACAUGCCCAAAAAGUAUGGUCUACAUUUAGACUACAGAAUAUGGGUCAAUAUCAUGACUUGUAUUUGAAAUCAGGUGUUUUACUAUUAGCAGACGUAUUUGAGAAUUUUAGAAAGACAUGUUUAGAAAACAUUGAACUUGAUCCAGUACAUUAUUUUACGACACCAAGCCUUAGUUGGGAUGUUGUGCUCAAGAUGACGGGCAUUAAACUAGAAUUGAUAAAUGAUAUUGACCAAUAUCAGUUUAUCAAAAAAGGCAUGCAUGGAGGAACAAGUUAUAUUGCACAUCGAUAUGGUGAAGCUAAUAACAAGCAUAUGUCUAAUUAUUAA
Molecule: messenger RNA, 459 nt
Organism: Porites lobata
Lineage: Eukaryota; Metazoa; Cnidaria; Anthozoa; Scleractinia; Poritidae
Source: the annotation of a GenBank genome assembly